CAGGUGUUCCAAUCCCCUCCCAAUCAUGUGAUUCAGGUGUUCCAAUCCCCUCCCAAUCAUGUGAUUCAGGUGUUCCAAUCCCCUCCCAAUCAUGUGAUUCAGGUGUUCCAAUCCCCUCCCAAUCAUAGUGAUUCAGGUGUUCCAAUCCCCUCCCAAUCAUGUGAUUCAGGUGUUCCAAUCCCCUCCCAAUCAUGUGAUUCAGGUGUUCCAAUCCCCUCCCAAUCAUGUGAUUCAGGUGUUUCCAAUCCCCUCCCAAUCAUGUGAUUCAGGUGUUCCAAUCCACUCCCAAUGAUGUGAUUCAGGUGAUUCCAA
Molecule: messenger RNA, 312 nt
Organism: Staurois parvus
Lineage: Eukaryota; Metazoa; Chordata; Amphibia; Anura; Ranidae
Source: the annotation of a GenBank genome assembly